This is a messenger RNA of Habropoda laboriosa, 720 nucleotides long. RefSeq names its product ras-related protein Rab-28-like. Gene Ontology annotation, cellular component: endosome; Golgi apparatus. NCBI's taxonomy places the organism in Eukaryota, Metazoa, Arthropoda, Insecta, Hymenoptera, Apidae. The coding region runs from base 1 to 720 and encodes 239 amino acids. Gene Ontology annotation, molecular function: GTP binding; GTPase activity. The transcript is spliced from 4 exons. The record is from RefSeq and is a predicted model, not a curated record.
AUGUCGGACAUCGAGGAGGACCUGGUCACGAAGAAGCUGAAAAUCGUCCUGGUCGGUGACUCGGGAUCGGGCAAAACGAGCAUCGCCCAGAAGUUUUGCAACAACGAGUUCACCAGGCAGUACGUACCGACGUCUGGCAUCGACUUCUUCCUCAAGAACAUCAGCGUCGGAUGCUACAAAAACGUUAACCUACAUUUAUGGGACGUCGGCGGACUCGCGUUACAUGGAAGCAUGCUGGACAAAUACGUGUUCGGUGCUCAUAUUAUUCUUUUAGUCUACGACGUCACGAACACCUCUAGCUUCGAGGUUCUAGAGGAAUGGCUAGAGAAAAUCAGAAAGUUGAGCAAUAUCUACGAAGAAGCUCCUGUGAUGGCUGUUAUUGGUAACAAAUGCGACAUGGAGCAUCAGAGGACGGUGAAGAAAGAUCGAACGCAUAGAUUCGCCGCGGAAAACGGAUUUCCGUCACACGACGUUUCCGCGAGAACCGGAGAAGCGGUUUCGUUGUGCAUUGUGACGUUAGCGGCGCAGAUUUUUGGUGUUCGAUUAACGAAAACGGAUCAGGAUUAUCAUAAGCCUAUAAUAAUCGCGGAAAUAGGUGACACGGUUGAUAUGAACACGGUUCAGAAAGUUGUGAAGAGAAUUCCUACGAAGAAACAAACCCAGAUUCCAUUUUAUCCCCAUUUUCCUAGCUCUAAAUCAGCAGUGUGCGUGUUACAAUGA